CAYAAAUCGUUUUAUUUUGGCGCGUAACAAAUAUACCGAAAGGACGAAAGAACACAAGAACGCUUCACAAAUACGCAUAAAAAGUCAAUAUUCUCAAUAUUAACUAAACAAGGACGUUUUAUGGAACAUCACAAUGGCUUCUUCCAGGAGGUCUGCAAGAUCAAGAAAGCAAGUUGACUAUAGCUUGRCUGAUCCAGAUACACCAGAAGAUAGUGAUGAUGACUUUCAAGACUCUCCUAGUGCACCUCCACCAAAGAAAGCCAAGACAACAUUGAAACAAAAGACUAAACCAAAACAAGAAGAUAAAAAAACAAGCAAAACCAAAUCUGAAAAACCYGCUAGAAAAGAAAGACUUUCCCUAGAGGAAAAGUUAUACAAACGUGAGCUUGAAGCRGCCAUUGAAGCCUCAAUCAAGGAUUCCCAGUCKAGUGAUGAUAAUGUCAUUCAGUUGUCUGAUGGUGAUUYUCCAGUGAAGAAGAAGACAGAAGAUAAGAAAACAAACAAAAUAAUCACUGAUAAAGAGAAUCAACCAGAUGAAAAUAAGGCAGAAGAGCUAAGUGAAGAAUCAGAAGAAACAAAUCAUCAAGAACACAGUGUGCAGUCAAAAUCCCCUGCAGAAAGCACAGGACCAGAUGACUCUAAAAGUGUUUCAGAUAUAAAUGAUGAUGAUGAUGAAUGUGAGGAUGAUUUCAAGGACGAGGAUGCCAGCAUGGAUGAUGAUAGUGAUUAUGAAGAAGAAAAACAGAGAAAAGYCAAAAAAGGAAAAAGAGAAAAAACACCUCGACAAAAAGUAGGAAUAAAGCCCAGAACUAGUGUUACAGUGACGCCAAUAAAGAUGUUAAAAGCUCAAGCAAGAAAGAACAGUUCAUCCAAAGGAAGCAAYAAAUCGGUGUCAUCACUUGACUCUAGCUCUGCUUCUAACUCACCACUAAUUUCCGCAUCAAGAAACAUUCUAACUACGUCAUCGAAUUUUCUCACAACKUCAAACAUCAAAAAAAGUCCUGGACUCAGUCUAAACUCAAGCUUAAAGAUACAGRCAUCAGGAACAYUGAGACUUGGUUUAUCAAGAAAUAUGCGUGUUAAACCACUUCUAUCAAAAGUACCCAAUACACAACACUAGAUGAAAGAAACACAGUUUCAACUAUAAAUAUAACUUCCAUCAAAAAAAUCUCAUUACAACAUGUGCAACACUAAUAAUAGCUAAUAAUAGCUAAAAAUUGUGUUGUACAUCGCAAUGGAUCGGUAUCAAGAAAUUGAGGUCACAGAAAUUCACAUCAAGAAGACAAGGGUACAAAGUGCUGGCAUGCACAGGUUUUUWAAAUAGUCUUAUCCUGGAUAGGAAUGGUAGUCAACUGAAAGUGGAUGCAUGCUCCAAGUAUUUUGCCAUGAAUAUUUAAACCAUAACUACAAUUUAUUAUCAUUGAUYUAUACAACAAAUAUAUGACAGUUUUAUUUCUCAAAUAUUUUACUAUUUUAAGCCUCGGAAACUACAGAACGAUUGUAAAAACUCUUCCUUUAGUGUAAUACAUGCACCAYAUAACCAGUAAGAUUCACUGGAGCCAAUUUUGAAUUGGAAAUGAUGUACAGUGACUGGAAUGUCCAGUGAAUUCAUACUAUGCCUGGACAAAGUGUAUAAUAUUUAUCUAUUCAUAAUAUCACAAGCUGCUUCAUUGCUUCAAGCUGCUGAACUCAUUGUAUCAAAACAAAACAAUUUAUACCAAAUAUAAUGAAUAUACAUCCUUUUACGAUUAAAACUAUGAUUGUGGUUUCUUGCAAAAUGAUGUUCAAUCUUGUUCWCAUGUCAUUGUAAAGCAAAGUAAACGUAAAGCAGGGUUACCCCAGGAGGUCAACUAGUGUAAACUGGAAAAGAAUAUUACUAUGACCAUUAUAUAUACAACAUUCAACUAAAACGUCUAGUAAGUAGCAUAACAAAGGUAUGGUGUAGUAAGCAGUUAUGGGAGUCUACAAAGUUCAAAGUGUUUUAAA
This is a messenger RNA of Exaiptasia diaphana, 1986 nucleotides long. RefSeq names its product RAD51-associated protein 1. Gene Ontology annotation, molecular function: double-stranded DNA binding; single-stranded DNA binding. The record is from RefSeq and is a predicted model, not a curated record. NCBI's taxonomy places the organism in Eukaryota, Metazoa, Cnidaria, Anthozoa, Actiniaria, Aiptasiidae. The transcript has 6 exons. Gene Ontology annotation, biological process: interstrand cross-link repair; double-strand break repair via homologous recombination. The coding region runs from base 134 to 1120 and encodes 328 amino acids.